This is a messenger RNA of Chara braunii, 6268 nucleotides long. NCBI's taxonomy places the organism in Eukaryota, Viridiplantae, Streptophyta, Charophyceae, Charales, Characeae. The record is from the annotation of a GenBank genome assembly.
CGAGGCAACAACAACUGCAGCGCACCCGGGACGUGUGGAAAUACGUCAUACAGGGUCAGGUGAGAUGGUGCACAAGCUCGUUUUCGCUGGUGCGAAGGUGCUGUGGAGCGACAAAAAGACGCAGUACCUCCUCAAGAACUAUAGGCAGUUGCAUGGCAUUGCGGAAGGGGGGACGACUGCGACGGAGACUCAGGACGCGGACUCCGAGCCGCUCGUUUGUGGGUACGAGGAGCUGCAACCACCAACCACUGCGGGGAUGGCACCACCGAAAACAGCUUCUCGAAAAGAGUCGGUCGCCGCUGCAGACGAGGGGCUUGCGGAAGGUUCAGGGUCGAACAUGAGGGUGGCAUCACUGCAGCAAACAUCAAUCAAGAGAUGGAUGGACAACGAUGCACAAAAGAAGCUGGAUAUUGCGUGGGCGGAGGCGAUGUUCCGCGUUGGCAUUGCGUUUAACUUCCUGAACUUUGACACGACGCAGAAGCUCCACGAAGUUUACUUGGAAGUGCGCCCUGUCAUGAACUUCUUGGCAGCGGGGGAGAAGGGUGCAGUUCUGGUGGCCACAAUGUCAAUGACGGCAAGGAAGAAAACAGCGCAGGCAUUGGCAAAGUUGUGGGAGCAGAUCAUGAGGGAGAUAGGAGUGCAUCGCAUCAACGCGAUCUGCACUGACAAUGCGGAGGUGAACAAGAAGGCUGCUCAGAUUCUGGAGCGCCGCACUGACAAGGACAUUGCACGGAUUCCAUGGGUUCCUUGCGCUGCGCAUUGUUGCAGCCUUUUGCUGCGAGACAUUAGCAAGCGAGACUGGGUGAAGAGCACUGUGAAGAGAGGCCACACGAUUGUGAAGUUCAUCCGGAACCACCACUCCACGAAUAGCCUGAUGAUGUCCAUGGACGAUUCCCUGACAUUGCUUCGUCCUACGGAAGUUCGGUUCGGGUCCGUGUACAUGAUGUUGGAGAGGCUUCUAAACAGGAAGGCAGUGUUGUCCGAUAUGGUGGAUCGGAAAAAUGCAGCACGGUGGACGGGGAUCCGUUGGUCCAAUGCGAAGGUGAAGUCGAAAGCGGACCUGGUUUACUUCACCAUGAGGAGAGACGGCUGGUGGACGGAGUUGAAGAAGGUGGUCGACGUCAUGGAACCGGCCAUUGCCAUCAAAGUGAUGGGCAUGUGGAGUACAGCAACCCCGACUGAGAAAAAUUGGUCGUCCAUGGACUUCGUGCAUUCCAAAAGGAGGAACAGCUUGAAGGCCGAAACAUUGGAGAAGCUGGUGUACAUCCAUUGGAACAUGCAACUGCUGCGUGCUGCCAACAACAACGGUGCCAACGGUGAGGGCUACGUCGAUUUGUGGAGUUCGUUCUUCGAGGCUAUUCCGGAGCCAGAUGAGAAUGAUGGAUCUGUCUUGAGGGGCCCUGAGGAAGAAACUGAGAAGACGGAUAAGGAGCUGGUGCGACAAAGUAGCUUCGUGAAGACACCGAAGGGAAGGAUUCCAAAGAAGCUCGAGGACGAAGAGGAUGAGUGCACUGACGAAAGUGACUUGGAUGAUGAGUUGUGGAAGGGGAAGUGUGGAUUGUCGGAUGAGACGAGCGGCGCGGAGGAGGAGGAUGAAAGUGAUUCCGAUUUUGAGCUGGGAGCCCAGCCAUCGGUCCCGGGCACUACUUAUGUUGGUAGGAGAGAGCCUGCAGGGCGUCGGAGGGAGAAGCAGCCCACGGUUUCCACACAGGCCCGGGGGGAAAUCUCCUCCCAAUACCAUCCUCAGUCUGACGUAGAGUUCCAUCACAUGGACACGGACAUCGAGUUGCUGCUGCAAAGUGGUCCGGUUGAUGAAGACCAGGCGGAGGCCGACCGUGCAAAGGCAUUAGCAGAUCGCGAUAGAGACGCCGUCCAAAAACGGAUCAUGGAAGAGGACGCCCAACGCGCAUCAAUCCCGACCCGGAGGGAGAUUGAGAGACACAAGAAGAAGGUUGGGGGAAAGGAACCGGAGACACGUCGGGCAUUGGGCACUGUGCAAGAGGGAGAUGAGGAAGAGCAACAGCAAAGUGGACCGGUUUUGAAGGUGGCGGACCAGCAAGAGGCGGAGCACCGCAAAGAGGUGGACCAGCAAGAGGCGGAGCACCGCAAAGAGGCGGAGGAGAAGGACCAGCAAGAGGACAAUGACGACAUGGACCACCUACAAGAGGCGGAGAAGGAGCACGGAGAAGAGGACGAGGAGAUGGAGCAGCAAGAAGAUGCGGAGGCCAUGGAACUGCAAGAAGAUGCGGAGGGCAUGGAACAACAGGACAUGCAGCACAAUGUGGAUGAUGAGGACAGUGAAGAGGAGCACCGGCCUGCAGUGAAGACUGUGUACACACGUAGGCAACGACCGGUUGUGUCCGCACAGUCUGUUGAGAACUCACCCGACUUCCCUCCAAGCAAUGAGGCUGUCCAACAUGACAACCUGUGGGUGGGCAGGGUGGGGAGGAAGAGGAAGGAACCGGUGGAGGAUGCUGCUGCAAAGCCUAAGCGUGCUCGUGGCAGGCCCCGCAAGCUGAAGACCGCUGAACCCGCGCAAGGCUCGCGCGGAGCUGGUGAAGAUGUGUUCAUCCGGCGACACAAGGACAAGCAAAACAAGAUGUUUCGAAGCCAGCUUCCAGGAACGUCUUUGGGAUUGCAGUGCCGGCCAGAAUGGAAGUACACAGGGACGGACACCAGAGCCGGAAAGCCGCUUUACAAAGGGCCUUGUACAGUUUGUGGUCGGGAGAGCACUGUGCCAUUCAAACCGGUGGUCAACGGUCAACCCCCCAGGUGUCGAAACUGUCUGCCAUUGCAUCUAGCGAUUAUGGGACAGGGGCAAAUGCAAUCUGCAGUGCAAGUGACGCUCCCGUCAAGCACACAGGCUGCGAUACCCGUGACGAUGGCAGCUGGUAUGAUGACUGGCCAGCAAUCAUCCUUGUUGAUGGAAGGUGCAACCAGCAACCAUGGGGUCGCGAAUCAGCAGCAGCACCAUUUGACAGAGUGAAGAGUAAGUGUUGAUUGGUACUCAGGAGCGCCUUUUUUUAAUGAGCUCUCACUGGGUUACGUAGAGUGUCGGGACUCAUUUUAGACAGAAAAACAAAUUCUUUUUCUCCCCUUCGUUUCGCUGGAUUUGUAAAACAGCGAGUAGAGGGCCUUUUCUCCAGCUUUCCUCCUCCUUUCUCUUUAUUGUUCUCCCCACUCUUCUAACAGUACAGAAACGUUUCUAACUCGGUAGCUGACCUCGUGAUCCAUCUGUCUGCCUAUGGUAGAGUUCAGUGGUGGUGACUUUUGAGAGUUUUGAACUUUUGAUCUGUUGAUCUCUAUUUCCGUUUUUAAAACGAGAUUCAGCCCGCUUCAAUGGAUUUAAAAUUGUUAAUUUAGUCUAUAACUAAUAUGGUGCUCUUCUCUACAAUCUAAUGAAGAUAAUCGUUCGUUUGAGCUGUUUUUUUAGCAAUCAAGCUCUGUAACGUUCCUCCUGGAGGCCCUGAUGAUUGGACCUAACCAGUUACACCCCAGUAGCCUUGUCGAUUGAUUUGCCUGCUGUUCAGCCAACAAAGCCCUCCUGGUGUUGUCAGUGGGCAGGUUGAAUUGGCACGUGAAAGCUGCCUGUUCAUUGACUGCUUACAUCGUGUAUACUGCAGAAGUCCGCUUCAGGGUCCUUACAACCUGAGCAUGUCUGGCAAGGGCCGGCUGCAGGGAGUGUGCAGGAGGCAGGUAAUCUGGAGGAAGAUAUUUUUUCUUGGAUAUCGGAUAUUAGUAUCCACCGUGCGAAAGGAAAAGGGGAGCAGGUGAUUAUGUGCUCACACAUGAAAGGGAACGAGACUUGAGGACGUCUUUGGAUGAGGUGGCCUCCAGAAGUGUGUCUGGAGACGUGCGGCAGACCACACAGCCGGCAAGUUCAGGGGGUCCUGGGGGAGGCCAGGUGACUGGCGAGACCGAGAGACAGUUAUUGCAAAUCUGAGAGAGAAACGAUAGCGCAGUGAGGAGUUUUGGCAGGCGUCUGAGUGGUGUAGUAUGUUUGACGCAGUGGCAUCGCAGUAUCUCCUGCCCGUGCACGGUGGUGACUGUUGGCGGGUCGCGGCAUUCAUGUCUACUGGGCUAGCUUGCAUUAAUCUCGAUCUUGGUCUGCAAACAGGCUUUGACGAGACAUCCCUUCUUGGAGUCUCGUGAGAGAGUUCACUGCAGCGGAGGAAGGGAGGAAGAGACUAGUGCAAGCGCCACGGUUUGCCAUCUCAGCAUCCAGGAGUUUCUGGCAAGCCGAGGAGAGCUGUGGUAUUAGUAGGCUGAGGAGGAGAGGGGAAAAGACCUGCAAGGGUGAGUCAGCGGAGAGAUGGAAGAGAGGAGAAGAGGGAUACUCAGCUGCACUGCCAUUGCCAUGUGUUGGCUUCUAUAGAUCCUUGCUUUGCCUUCUGCCAUGUUCUUGUUCCCACUGCCUUUUCCCGCUGGUUAUGCUGUUGUGGGAGUGCAGCCGAGUGCUGCGGCCAAGUCAGCAGCAGAGGGUACACCUUCAAUUGAUAUGUACAUUUGUGUUCAUGAGUCGUGAUUCUGCCCCGGAGAGAGGUGUUUAAAGUCUACUAGAAACAGACACGGAGAUCUUGCAUUGGUGUUUUGGGAGCGCUGGGCGUAUCCACCUGCCUGUUUUGGGGGUAUUCUUGUUCUUGAAUGGGUCUCCAUGCUUGCAACGUAGGGGCAUAUAUUGCCAGUUCUGGGGCAUUAUUGAACAGGAGUUUUCCUUUGGGGGAUUGAGGGAAAAACCUCAAGGUGAAUGAGAUCACGAAGAAAAAAUCAGACAGACAAGAAGACACAUCAUCUGAUGUCACCAAUCUGAUAAAAAAAGGUUUAAUUUAGCUGUGAGGUCACUGAUUACGAAGGCUUAUUGGUACGAAAGGGGAGCUGCAGAUUAUGGCCGAUGAUUGCUGCUCUCUGAUAUUGCUUUUAUAUUCAUUGAUAUUUAUUUUCUCCAGUGUACACCGACUUUGCAGUCUCAUUUACCUUUUCAGAGUGCCAGGAGAAGCCUCUGUGAACUAGACAGUUAGGGGAGGAGGAAGGAUCCUCCCUUUUUUUUUGAUUCCAGGGUUAAGGCGUUGUUGCCAGAUGCAAGAGAGCCAAUCUUCUGAAUGGGAAUUGAACACCCGACUUUCUGAAUGGGAAGCGAGCGCCUGAUCCGCUGUGGCAAGGAUGUCAAUUGUCUUUGCCUCUGUGCUGAAAUCGAAGAGGAGGAGAUCUGCUGUGCUACACACUUUUCUUGGCAUACCGAUUUUUGAAAACCCACACUUUGGUUUGUUUUGUGAGACUUGCAGGUUCCCUCUCGUUCUGUUCUUUUUGUGGCGCAAGCCGCGUAACGUCCGUGUUUUGUGUUAUUUCUCGAGCUUCUGGUCCUUUUUUUCUGAAGAUUUGUUCUUGGCAUAGGCUGUAGAGUUUUCUGGAAGUGUUUCAAUUCUUUGAUUUCCCUUUCAUAGGGUCUCUGGACUUUGAAUUUUCAAGAAGUGCUUUUGCCAUCCGAUUGCAGCGGAAGCAGCAGGAGCAGCAGGCGCAGCAGUGGUGACUGUGAACUCUCGUUUUCCCGAGCAUCAAACGUGCGAGUUUUGUUUCGAUGGCAUCGAGCGUUUGUUUUUUUGUGAGGAUUUCCUCAGUUUCUACUCCCUUUAAUCUUUACAAUUGAAUCAUUAGGAAGUUGAGACAGUUUCUCGUAGCAGAGUGUUGUUGUGUACACUUUUUGGGCAGAUUGAGUAGUGAGAAUUGAUACAAAGGAUCUGGUGAGGACAUUAAUUUAUUCAUAACUUUUGUGUAACAUCUAGGAUGGUGUACCAUGAUCAUCAUUUUAAGUUAACGAGGAGCUGUUGUGUAGGUGGACUGGAAAGGGAUAUGAUGGGAGGAUGGAGAAGUGGAAAUGGAGAGAAAGGAAGACGGGAUUUGGUAAUUAGCAGAUGGUUGUGCGGACAGGCGGGAGGGAGGACCGAGCUUCAAGAUAAUUGCAGGACUUGCACCGACUCAUCAAGAGGCUGAGCGCUCAACAACCUGCAGAAUCCUUAUAUUCAUGCUUUGGGCCAUGGACUCUUUGACCUUUGUUGAAAGUGGACGACACAAGUAGAACAUAGCAGCAAGGCAACAACUCAGUGAAGCACCAGGCAACGCUACGAGGGCAACCUAAGUGCACUGCGCCAAAGCCAACUGCAUGGAACAACAGUGCAAGCCGACAGGCAGCAACAGGGCAACGACGCACACAGCGGCGCUGCAACAACGGCCAAACUACGAAGCGCACAAGCAACAAACUGCACCGGAACGC